This is a messenger RNA of Gadus macrocephalus (Pacific cod), 3493 nucleotides long. It is a transcript of the gene fkrp, whose product is annotated as fukutin related protein. NCBI's taxonomy places the organism in Eukaryota, Metazoa, Chordata, Actinopteri, Gadiformes, Gadidae. Gene Ontology annotation, biological process: protein O-linked glycosylation via mannose. The transcript has 2 exons. Gene Ontology annotation, cellular component: Golgi apparatus. The record is from RefSeq and is a predicted model, not a curated record. Bases 831 to 2432 code for a protein of 533 amino acids.
AAUCGAUUGUAUUUGGUGCAACUCUUACUUUGUUAAUCCCCUUCCCUAGUGGUUUCCGGCCGGGAGGCGUCGGUCCAGGAGCGGCGCUCCACCUGAAGACUCAUAAAACCCCCGGAUCCAGCUGUCCAUGUUGGGGCCGUCUUAUAAGCAGGGAACUCUUUUAAUGUCUUGCGGUUAGAAAGGUUUGAAACAUAAAGAAGUCCGCGUCACCAUGUAUUUCGGAGGUUUGGGCGAACUCUUAUGUUGAAAGGCCAGAUCGGAAGUAGGGAACGGUUAGUAUAUCUGACAUGCAGUCUUCUCAAAACGGAUCCGCUGUAUUAUAUUUACACACUAAAUAAUGAUCCUAUGUAACGCACCGGCUUGAAGCGAACCCGUCCGAGGUCCGGCUCUGCAGAAGACUGCAGAACGGCUGCUGUGAUGCACGCCUGGCCGACACUGCAUUACAUGUUAGUAACUACACACACGCACUCUCUCCUGGAGAUGUGCUGCUCCGAGUCUCGGUGGACCGAGAUGGCCUACGGACUGUGUUUUAAGGAAGAGAUGUCAUACAAUAUGCUGUGAUUUUAAGAUUGUCUCCAGCUUUGCCCUGGGUCUCAAGAGAGGAGUCUUCCCCACUCAUGGGGACCUGGAGCUGAUAGAGUACAGGGGGUUCCCUCUCUUCCUCCCUCUCCUCUUCCCUCUGCUCCUCCCUCCCUCUCCUCCUCCCCCCACUCCUCCUCCCUCUCCUCCUCCCUCUCCUCCCCCCACUCCUCCUCCCUCUCCUCCUCCCCCCACUCCCCCUCACUCUCGUCGACCCAUGACCAGAAGGGGUCUGUGACCGGGGGGCCGCCAUGCGUGUGACCUUCUGCCAGGGGCUGCUGUCCGGGGCCAUCGUCCUGAACCUCCUCAUCCUGUACUUCGUGUCCCGGGCCCAGCAGCAGAUGAUGGAGAAGCGGAAGGACUUCGGCCGGGGCUCCAGGAGGGCAGGUCUGCAGGCCUCCAACCUGGCGGCGGGUCUGGCGGGGCCCGUGGGCGGGCUGGCGGGGGGCGGAGCGGCCGGGCCGGAGGGGAACAGCCGCGGCCCCCGCGUCACCGUGCUCCUCCGGGAGUUUGAGCACUUUGAGAACUACGUGGGGGAGGUGGCGCGCUCCUUCCUCCGCCUGCGGCCGGAGCUGCCCUUCCUGGCCGUGGCGGACACCCUGCCCUACCCGCCCCUGGAGCUCCCCGAGGGCGGCGCCCGGCUGCUGGUGCUGUACCCCAGCCCCGACCAGCCGCCCCAGGCCCACCGGCCCGAGUUCCACGUGCAGACGGAGUUCGUGCUGCUGGUGCCGGACGGCGUGGAGCUGGAGCAGGGCAGGGCCGUGGAGCGGCUGAUCCGGGAGCUGGAGGGGGAGGGUGGCGGGCCGGUGAGGCUGGUGGCCGCCCCGGUGCAGGCCCGCUCCGCCGCCCAGUGCCUCCACCUGCGGGUCAGCCUGCGGGAGUGGACGGCCACCUACACGGCGGCGGCGGCGGGCAGCAGCGGCAGCGUGUGCACGGCGCUGCAGGGCGACGCGGUGGUGCUGCUGCGCUCGGAGGACCUCUUCAACCUGUCGGUGCCGCUCGGCCGCCCGCUCUUCCCCUCGCUCUUCGUACAGACCUCGCUGCGGGGCUGGAAGGUCAAGCUGCUGGAGAGCCCGCUGUUCUCGGCCCGCCGGCGGCCGCUCUUCAGCUCCGCCCACAACCAGUGGAAGGCGGACUCGGGGCUGCGGGAGGCGGCCGGUCGGCUCAUGAGGGGCUUCGGCCUCAAGCGGCUGCUGCUGCCCGACGGGAAGGAGCAGUGGCACGGCUGCGGCAAGGAGACGGCGCGCUGCUUCGGCACGGUGCACGACGACACGCCCGACUACCUCUACACGGACCGCUGGACGCCGCCCUGCUGCCUGCGCGCGCUCCGAGAGACCGCCAAGUACGUGGUGAACAUCCUGGAGGGCUCGGGCGUGCGCUACUGGCUGGAGGGCGGCAGCCUGCUGGGAGCGGCGCGCCACCAGGACAUCAUCCCCUGGGACUACGACGUGGACCUGGGCGUGUACCUGGAGGACGUGCCCAACUGCGACCAGCUCAAGAACCUGGACUCGGGCUCGCUGGUGGACGCCAAUGGCUACGUGUGGGAGCGCGCCGUGGAGGGGGACUUCUACCGGGUGCAGUACAGCGAGGCCAACCACCUCCACGUCGACCUCUGGCCCUUCUACCCGCGCAACGGCGUGAUGACCAAGGACACCUGGACCGAGCACAAGCAGGACGUGGAGUUCCCCGAGCACUUCCUGCAGCCGCUGGUGCCCAUGCCCUUCGCCGGCAUCACCGCCUACGGCCCCAACAACCCCCGGGCCUUCCUGGAGCUCAAGUUUGGAGAGGGGGUCAUCGAGAACCCCCAGUACCCCAACCCGGCGAGGAAGAGGCUGGACCGCAGCAGGUUAUGAAGAGGGUCUGACCCCCAGUACCCCAACCCAGGGGCAGGAAGGGGCAGGUUAUGAACAGGGUCUGACCCCCAGUACCCCAACCCAGGGGCAGGAAGGGGCAGGUUAUGAACAGGGUCUGACCCCCAGUACCCCAACCCGGGGGCAGGUUAUGAAGAGGGUCUGACCCCCACCCAGUACCCCAACCCGGGGGCAGGAAGGGGCUGGACCGCAGCAGCUUAUGAGCGGGGGGCUAGCCCCCAAACCAGGGCGCCUUCUACCGCCCUGCUGCCGUUCGGUUUGUUUGUUGAACAAUGCAGCGACUCCAGCGCACGUUUUUAAGACUCUUAACUCAAACUAUUUCAUUUUCUACUCUGGUGCCUAAGAGAUGGAUUAUUAAUUAUUAAGAUAGAUGUCUUGCCUGUUGCUUCUUCCCCCGCCAGGCUGGUUUUAGAUCAACACACAGACUGAAUGGACGAGCGUUCAUUACUACACGCUUCACUGCAGCUUUCUUCUAAAGUUCCUGAUUUCUAUGCGUCAUAUUUUAACGGGGCAUUAUACAGUUUAAAAAUGCAUUCUUGCAUUUAUUACGAUUGUAUUGGGCUGUAUUGGUUUCAUGUGGAUUCAAAUGCAGAUGUAUAAAAGCCACAUGUGCUGUACAAUAUAAAGAUUAAUAAGACAAUACCAUGAAUGUGAAUCUCAAUAGAACUUGCAAUGUACAUUAUCUUUAGCAAUAUCUACGGGACGGUACAUACAUUACUCCUUGAAAGUCUGAACUGAAACAUGUUUAAUAAGCCGUUAGCUUAUUUAACAUUAAACACACAUUAACAUUUGCACAAUUAUUUAUGAAUGUAACUUAUCGUAUUUUGAUGCCAUUUAUUUCAUGGAGUCUCAUGUUAUCGUGUUAGUCCAUCCAGUAAACAGUGUUGACCAUGUGUGCUUGUGUGUUUAAUACUACUGAGCAUGAAUCCUUCAAAAGACACCAGCACUGAGCAGCAACAUAAGCGUUACCCGUGUGUGUGUGUUAUGUUGUUAAGUGAGUCCAUACCCUUUUUUGUUGACUGACAAUAAAAGUUUUAACAGUG